AUGUUAAAAACUUUGCAGGGUAACCAUCCAGAAAUUUACGAAUUCAAAGAAUCUCCUACUCGCAGUAUAUUUCAAGAAAUCCAGACCAAAAAACAAAGAGGAAAGUCGGCUUGGCUGUUUCAAGAAUCUGACCCCAAUAAAAACAAAUGGGACCUUGAAGAAGUCAAGCGUAUGGGAUAUAAACUUCCCACCUUGUCUGAGGAAAUAAAACAGACUAUAUUUACCAAAGGCACCGAGGACUUGAACCUUGUUUCUACCGUUGGCUUGAAGAAAGCACCAAAGCCAGCUUCAUCUCCAAUUGACAAACCAUUAGAUACGGAAGGCAUCACCAAGGCUUACACAGAGGCAAAAGGCACUCGAUUGAUCGUUUCUGAUUAUGAUGGAACUCUUCGUGAAUUCGUGGACGACCCUGAGGCAGCAACACCCUCGCAAGAACUAUUAUCGGAUCUUAAAACACUUAGCUCGAAUAAAGACAAUAUGGUUUGGUUAGUUUCUGGCAGAGAUGAAGGAUUUUUGAAACGACAUUUCGGUGAAAUUCAAAAUCUAGGAUUGAAGGCUGCUUAUGGUGCAGCUACACGUGAUCCUAUUUCUGGGAAAUGGGCAAAGAUGGAAUUUGAUAAAACGGCCUUAGAUAGCAUCAGGAAAAUCAUGGAAGGUUGGUCUUCGUCGGUCACCCACUCGCACAUCGAAGAGAAAGACUUCGGAUUAGCCUACCAUUAUAGAGUGGCCCAUACACAGGAUAGACUCAACCAGGAGAAAAUUACUCAAGACGCAACACAGGCCAAGAAGGAUAUCGAUCUAAUUUACAAAAGUGAAGCCGAAUUUUUAAAAGCAUGUCUAGAUCAGGAUAUUAAACGAAGAGGUUUAGAAUUAGUGACAAUCCUCGGAAAUAUGGUCGUGGAGGUCAAGUCCAAGAAGUUAAGCAAGAGAGAGGCCGUCCAAUCACUUUAUAACGAUAUUCCGCAUCCUGGUUUCGUUCUGGUAGGGGGUGAUGAUCCAGCAGAUGAAGUCAUGUUUCAAGUAGCUCAUGUCAAAGAAGAAGAUGCCAAAAAGACCGCUCAAGGUGACGCGAAGCCACCCGUUGUAGCAACAGUACAUGUCUCCCAUGACAAAGGCCAAGAAACUAGUGCGAAAUACAUGACGGUACAAUCCCAAUACACUGAGGGCAAAUUCCAAAGCGUUAAACAAAGGCCUCAAUGCGUGAAGUAUGCCACUGCCUUCUGCAAUAUAUCAACCUCUAAAGCUCGUGCUGGCACAAGUAUCUCAUAA
This is a messenger RNA of Melampsora larici-populina 98AG31, 1269 nucleotides long. RefSeq lists its product as uncharacterized. The coding region runs from base 1 to 1269 and encodes 422 amino acids. The record is from RefSeq and is a predicted model, not a curated record. Lineage: Eukaryota; Fungi; Basidiomycota; Pucciniomycetes; Pucciniales; Melampsoraceae. Gene Ontology annotation, biological process: trehalose biosynthetic process. Gene Ontology annotation, molecular function: catalytic activity. The transcript is spliced from 7 exons.